This is a messenger RNA of Ochotona curzoniae (black-lipped pika), 1971 nucleotides long. RefSeq names its product solute carrier family 26 member 7 (gene SLC26A7). Gene Ontology annotation, cellular component: membrane. Gene Ontology annotation, molecular function: sulfate transmembrane transporter activity; bicarbonate transmembrane transporter activity; chloride transmembrane transporter activity. The coding region runs from base 1 to 1971 and encodes 656 amino acids. Gene Ontology annotation, biological process: transmembrane transport. NCBI's taxonomy places the organism in Eukaryota, Metazoa, Chordata, Mammalia, Lagomorpha, Ochotonidae. The record is from RefSeq and is a predicted model, not a curated record. The transcript is spliced from 18 exons.
AUGACAGGGGCAAAGAGGAAAAAGAAAAGCAUGCUGUGGAGCAAGAUGCGUACUCCUCAGGGUGAAGACGUUAAAGAGUGGUGCAGAAGGUGUUUACCUAUUUUGGAAUGGGCUCCACGGUACAAUCUGAAGGAAAACCUGCUUCCAGACACUGUUUCUGGAAUAAUGUUGGCAGUUCAACAGGUGACACAAGGUUUGGCCUUUGCUAUUCUCUCAUCUGUGCACCCAGUAUUUGGCUUAUAUGGGUCCCUAUUUCCAGCCAUCAUUUAUGCCGUAUUUGGAAUGGGGCAUCAUGUUGCCACAGGCACCUUUGCCCUGACAUCCUUAAUUUCCGCCAAUGCAGUGGAGCGACUUGUCCCGCAGAGCAGCCAGAACCUCACCACACAGCGCAAUGCAAGCGUGCUGGGCUUAUCUGACUUUGAGCUGCAGAGGAUCAGUGUGGCGACAGCAGUUUCCUUCUUGGGAGGUAUAAUUCAGGUGAGCAUGUUUCUAUUACAACUGGGCAGUGCCACCUUUCUGCUUACGGAACCUGUGAUCAGCGCGAUGACAACUGGGGCUGCCACUCACGUAGUCACUUCACAAGUCAAGUAUCUCUUGGGAAUGAAAAUACCGUAUAUAUCUGGACCGCUUGGAUUCUUUUAUAUUUAUGCCUAUGUCUUUGAAAACAUCAAGUCUGUCCGACUGGAAGCUCUACUCUUAUCCUUACUGAGCAUUGUGGUACUUGUUCUUGUUAAAGAGCUGAAUGAGCAAUUUAAAAGGAAAAUUAAAAUUGUUCUUCCUGUCGAUUUAGUUUUGAUUAUUGCUGCAUCAUUUGCUUGUUACUGUACCAACAUGGAGAACACGUAUGGAUUGGAAGUACUCGGUCAUAUUCCAAGAGGAAUUCCUCCUCCGAGAGCUCCCCCAAUGAACAUGCUCUCCGCGGUCAUCACUGAAGCCUUCGGCGUGGCUCUGGUAGGCUACGCAGCCUCCCUGGCUCUAGCUCAAGGAUCUGCCAAAAAAUUCAAAUAUUCAGUCGAUGACAACCAGGAGUUCUUGGCCCACGGACUCAGCAAUGUGAUUUCUUCGUUUUUCUUCUGCAUCCCAAGCGCUGCUGCCAUGGGAAGGACUGCGGCUCUGUAUAGCACAGGAGCAAAGACUCAGGUGGCUUGUCUAAUAUCUUGCGUUUUCGUCCUAGUAGUCAUCUACGCAAUAGGACCUUUGCUUUACUGGCUACCCAUGUGUGUUCUUGCAAGUAUUAUUGUUGUGGGACUGAAAGGAAUGCUAAUACAGUUUCGAGAUUUAAAAAAGUAUUGGAAUGUGGAUAAAAUUGAUUGGGGCAUCUGGAUUAGUACAUAUGUGUUUACAAUAUGCUUUGCUGCCAACGUGGGACUGCUGUUUGGUGUUGUUUGCACUAUAGCGAUAGUGAUAGGACGCUUCCCAAGGACAAAGACUGUAAGUGUAAAAAAUAUGAAAGAAAUGGAAUUUAAAGUGAAGACAGAAUUGGAGGAAGAAAUGCUGCCACAGUUGAAAAUUAUUUCAAUAAACAACCCACUUGUGUUCCUGAAUUCCAAGAAAUUUCGUACUGAUGUAAUGAACAUCAUCCAAAAGGAACACGCCAACUACCAGGCGGUAGAUGAUAUCAGCAAGUGUGAACAAAAUACAUUGCUCAAUUCUCUAUCUAAUGGCAACUGCAAUGAAGAAACUUUGCAGCCCUUCCCUCCUGAGAAGUGUUCACUGAUCCUGGACUGCAGCGGAUUGGCCUUCUUUGACUCUUCUGCAGUCUCUGUGCUGGUUGAGGUCUACAUGGACUGUCAGACCAGGAAUGUGGAUAUAUCGUUAGCCAAUUGCACAGCUUCCUUGACAAAAGCAAUGGAGUACUAUGGAAACCUAGACUUGGAGAAACCAAUUUUCUUUGAAUCAGUGUCUGCUGCAAUAAGAAACAGCUAUUCAAAUAAGAAUUUGAACAAGGUCAGUGACCACAGCGAAGUGUGA